CAACCGUUUCUUGUCACAUCUAUCUAUCCCCAGUUUCUCCCUUCCUCUGCAACUGGAUUUACUCUCUUUUCUUCCAGAGAUUCACCGCCAAUCGGGGAAAUUCAGUUCAUACGGUUUCUCGAUUUCAAUUGAUUGAACAAUUUCGAACCGGUUUAGGUUUCGGAUUUUGAUAGGAGAAUUUCUUUCGGUAUGAAGAUGAAAGACGAGAUUCCUGGAUACGAGGGGGAAGAUGAGGAGAUGAUGGACGAGAUUGCGGCAGCGCCUAGUAAGUACGCGGUGGUUGUCGGCUAUGCUCUCACUUCCAAAAAAACUAAGAGCUUUUUGCAGCCCAAGCUCGAACGUCUAGCUAGAAAGAAGGGAAUACUAUUUAUUGCUAUAGAUGAAAGUAGACCUCUUUCUGAACAAGGUCCUUUUGAUAUAAUGCUCCAUAAGUUAACAGGAAAGAAGUGGCAGAGUAUUCUUGAGGAUUACAGGAUGAAACAUCCAGAGGUGACAGUACUUGAUCCCCCCAGAUGCAAUAGAGCAUCUGUAUAGUCGUCAAUCCAUGCUUCAAGAUGUUGCAGACUUGAAGAUGUCAGAUUCAUAUGGAAAAGUUUGUGUUCCCCGACAAUUGGUUAUUGAGGAUGAUCCUUCCUCAAUUCCAGCAGCUGUGAGUAAUGCUCAACUGAGAUUACCUCUUGUUGCAAAGCCAUUGGUUGCAAAAUCGCAUGAGUUAUCACUUGCAUAUGAUAAACUUUCCCUUCAGAAACUUGAACCACCCCUUGUGCUGCAAGAGUUUAUAAACCAUGGUGGAGUCAUGUUUAAGGUUUAUAUUGUUGGGGAAGCGAUUAAGGUGGUUAGACGGUUUUCAUUACCAGACGUUGGUAGACGCGAAGCAUCAAAGAGUUGUGGGGUUUUCCGUUUUCCAAGGGUUUCCAGUGCAGCUGCAUCUGCUGAUGAUGCUGAGGAUUUAGACCCUUCGGUUGCCGAACUUCCUCCACGGCCGUUGCUUGAGAGACUUGCUAGGGAGCUUCGUCGUCGACUGGGCCUGCGGCUCUUCAACCUAGAUAUUAUUAGAGAACAUGGAACCAAGGACCGCUACUAUGUCAUAGAUAUCAAUUAUUUUCCAGGAUAUGGGAAGAUGCCGGAAUAUGAGCACAUUUUUACAGAUUUUCUCCUCAGUCUAGUGAAGCACAAGGUAUUAUUAUUGAAGCUGCCUGCACAAUAAGCCACCCUGUUUCUGUUCUUUUGUUUUUUAAACCCAUUUCCACCCACUCUUUCCAUCUGCUAUGCCCAUUCCUUUCGUGGCAAUGAAUGGGUUUAUGUAUAUUUUUCUGAACUUUGCACAUUGACACUUUUUGAAGUAGCUGUGGGUUCACAAAUUCGUUUUCUUUAAAACUGUGUUCGAGAGUGAAGGUGGGAU
Cuscuta campestris is the source of this 1402-nucleotide messenger RNA. NCBI's taxonomy places the organism in Eukaryota, Viridiplantae, Streptophyta, Magnoliopsida, Solanales, Convolvulaceae. The record is from the annotation of a GenBank genome assembly.